AUGGGUAUGACUAUGGGGCACGAAUUGCACCGCCGCCGCCGCAAGUACUUCGAUCCAUUCUUCUCGCGUCUUGGUGUCACGCAGAUUGAGGGGGUGAUAAUGGAUGAAAUCCAGUUACUCACCGAUCGACUCGAAGAAUACCGGAAAUCAGGCCGGACUAUCCAAAUGGAACAUGUUAUGGCUGCGUUCACUGGUGACAUUGUGACAAAGAUUUGCUCGGAGAAGUCCCCUGAUAUGAUCCGGCACCCAGAGUUCGGCAAGGAAUGGUAUAUUACGAUCCACACCUACCAGCACCAGGUGCACCUUUUCAUGCAACUUCCUUAUUUAAUCUCCCUCACGCAACUAAUCCCGCGGGGACUCGUGAUGCGUUUUUCUCCGGGAGCCGCGGCGUUCAAGAGUUUGCAUCAGUACGCCUUCGAUCACAUCACUGUGGCCAAAAAGGACAUGAUUCGUGCCGAAAAGGUGCAACAAGAGGCCGGCCGAAGCUCCGUCUUCCGCCACGUACUCUCCAGUGACAUGCCCGAGUCGGAGCGUGAGACCGAACGGCUUGCCCGCGAGGCUUUGCAGCUGUUCGGCGCGGGCACCGCCACGUUAGUCCGCGCCUUCAGCAUGAUCUUCUAUCAUGUCCUGUCCAAUCCGCAGAUGCGAGAGCGGCUCCGGGGGGAGCUGAAGGAAAUCAUGGCGGAGUAUCCUGCGAAGAGACCCACUUGGCAGGAAUUGGAGAGGUUGCCGUACUUGCACGGGAUCGUCAAAGAGGGUUUGAGACUAAGUUAUGGGGUCAUGCGUCAUCUCGCCCGCGUCUCGCCCGAUCAAGCGCUGCAGUAUAGGGAGUGGACGAUCCCCGCCGGCACCCCCGUGGGCAUGUCCUCGCAUAGCCUCCAUUCCGACCCAGAGACAUUCCCUCAGCCGUCCAGGUUCCUCCCGGAGCGGUGGAUAGAGAACAAACAUCACCUUAAUAUGAAUCGGAACUGGGUUCCCUUCGCUCGGGGUUCGAGGAUGUGUAUUGGCAUGAAUCUUGCCUUGGCUGAAAUGUACUGGGUGCUGGCGGUUCUAUUUCGCCCGGGGGCGCCGGAGCUGGAGCUUUUCGAAACUGUCGAGGCGGAUGUGGUUCCGGUGCGGGACUACGUGGGAGGGGUUCCGGAGUUCGGGACCAAGGGGGUGAGGGUGACAAUUGAGUAG
Molecule: messenger RNA, 1179 nt
Organism: Aspergillus melleus
Lineage: Eukaryota; Fungi; Ascomycota; Eurotiomycetes; Eurotiales; Aspergillaceae
Product: cytochrome P450
Exons: 6
Coding region: 1-1179 (392 amino acids)
Molecular function (GO): heme binding; iron ion binding; oxidoreductase activity, acting on paired donors, with incorporation or reduction of molecular oxygen
Source: RefSeq, a predicted model, not a curated record